This is a messenger RNA of Diaporthe amygdali, 1500 nucleotides long. RefSeq lists its product as uncharacterized. NCBI's taxonomy places the organism in Eukaryota, Fungi, Ascomycota, Sordariomycetes, Diaporthales, Diaporthaceae. The record is from RefSeq and is a predicted model, not a curated record. Bases 1 to 1500 code for a protein of 499 amino acids. The transcript is spliced from 3 exons.
AUGCCACCCAGGCGAGGUCGUGGCGGCAACGCGGGAGGAGGCACUCCGUCCCCAGCGCCGGACAGCAGACCGAGGGCUCAGAGGACUCCAGGGCCGAGUAGAUUCAGUACCUCCUAUGGGUCCCCCGCGAUGUUGACUGCUGGUCGCAGUACCACGUCAUCCUCGAUAGGCGGCAUUGGAAAUGCCUUGAGGAACGUGCAGAACGCCACCUCAGCCGACAGACGGACCAGAGCAGCUCAACAGGCUGCCGAGGGCGGCAACCAGGGCGCGCGACCCCCUCCCAACCAGGGACCGGCGGCUCCUCUUGACCAAGGUCCAGCGCCUCCUCCCAAUCAGGGGCCAGUGGUUCCUCCUGUCGCACAGAAAACCGCGGGGCCGGCGACCAACAAUCAACAAAACCCAGCUGGGAGCAGAGCCCAAACCGUCCAGCCACAGCGCCAACGCCCAGACUCUGGCACUGGCAAUCGCAGAUAUUCUCGAUACAUGUCAGCACCGCUUCACUCUGAUACCCCGUCCAUGAGAAGCUUUAUCGAGGAGAGCGAGAUCUUCCAUGGUGCAGAUGUUGGAACACCUACACCGGGCCGGAAUCGUGCACCUGUGAUUUCAAAUCGACCAAAUCAAGGACCCAACUUUGGACCACUCACGGCCGAUGCGCCGUCUGAUGGAUCUGACGGUUCUGAUUUCAUUGAUGACGACGACGACGAGGAUCCACUAAACCGUGACACGCCCCGUAGUACGAGGAGUCGCAGAGACUCAGCGACGACCCCACAGUCCCAAUCGCGGCCGCCACCGAGCUACCAAGCCGUUAGCUGGGCAGACCGCUUUACACAGCGUGGAGGAUUUGGGACAGCUACCCAGGCUUCUAACCAAACUGGCACUGCUACACAAACCGGCACUCAAGGAGCACGUUCAGACCAGACCUUUAAUCCUUUUCAGUCGCCCCCAAGUGCUACACGAGACAGUGUGCUGGAGGACCUACGACCGGGGGACCGGGUACUGGAUCUGACAUCGGAGGUCUUGGUACAAGAGGACCCGGAACUGGACCUACCACCGGAGGACCUGGUACUGGAUCUGGUACUAGAUCACCGGGUAUUAGGCCUGGUACUGGAGGUCCUGCCUUUGGAGGUCCUGGCGCUGGAGGACCCGGUACUGGUCUCGGUACUGGUCUCAGCACUGGAGGGCCCGGUACCGGAGGACCUGGUUCUGGGAAUGCCACGGCGCCUCCUGUUCAAGGACCGGGAGGGCCGCAAGGAACGCCAGGUCCGCCGGGUCAGCAGGGAGCAGCCGGACUGCCCGGUUUGCAGGGGCAGCCAGGCCCACAAGGACAAGCCGGACCUCAAGGACAACCAGGAGCCCAAGGACAGCCCGGGCCUCCAGGACAGCCUGGUCCUCAAGGACUACCCGGACAGCAGGGUCCACAGGGGCCGCAAGGACCGCAAGGACCGCAAGGGCCGCAAGGGCCGCAGGGGCCGCCAGGGCUGGCGAACAAUGGCGCCAUAA